This is a messenger RNA of Porites lobata, 1045 nucleotides long. The record is from the annotation of a GenBank genome assembly. Lineage: Eukaryota; Metazoa; Cnidaria; Anthozoa; Scleractinia; Poritidae.
AUGGAAGUCAAAAUAGUAAUAACAGUGGUGUUGUUAACUGCAAUUUAUGUGACCAAUGCGAAACCUAUGGAUGCUUUCCGUAAGUCAAUUUAAAUUUUUCUAUUCACAUUAAACGGUCAGUUUUUCUCUCUUUCCUUGCUCUUUUGAUAUUCCAAUAGACUUUUACUUUUUAGAGAAUAUAACAUUACUAAUCAACAGAUAAAUAACUAUGAAAGCGUUUGGAAUUGAAUAAAACCCAGUAAUAGAGCUGAUUUAUUUGAUUAUUGUAUUGGUUUGAUUUCUUCGUACGCUUACCUUUUGUUCAAUAUACAAGACUUUCAUUGGGAACCAAACAGGCUAAUUCCCAAACUCUAAAUUGACAACCGUUUUCCGUUAAUACCCUCAUCAAGUAGAGAAGCUCGAACUUAAGCAGUUUAUAACAUGUGUUAAUUCCUCUCGCACGUCUUUAAAAUAUACCUAUAUCACUUCAAUCGCUUUUCUUACCAUCAAUAUUUCAACCAGCGACAACGACCUAUGUAACAGUGUACACUACAGUCCCUCAGAUCCUCACAACAACCUCUAACAUUCAUUGCCUCAUCCACCAUAUUUCCAAAAAUUCACUCCAUAUUUUAAGGAAACUGCUAUUUCUAACGCUGUCGCUCAAAGGAACAUAUAUCCUAGACACGUUGACAAUGACACUUAUUUAACAUGGAAGAUACACUGAUAGAUCAAAGCAUUUAACAAAUUUGUGUAUUUUGCCUUUUUAGUCAACAGAGUCUUGAGAAGCAAUCCACUGCCUUGUUCGAAGGAAUGUUGCGAGAAGUGCUGUACUAACGUCUGCAACAGAGGCUGCAUCUUUACUUGCUGUGCAUCUCGCAAUCUAGGCCCGUAUCCCCCUCCUCCUCCCCCACCACCUCCGUAUCCUCCCCCGACCGCGAGAAUAAUUCCUGGCGCUUUAGGAGCCCCAGGUUUAUGCGGAUUACCAGGACCUCAAGGACCAAAAGGAUGUCCCGGUUGUCUUGGUCCACCCGGACCACCCGGACCCCCAGGACCCCCUGGUCGUUAA